ACAUCCGGAAAGAAAGCACCCACGGGGAAAGCACUAGCAAUGAAAAUACUAGUAACGAAAGCAUCAAUAUGCACAAGGACCGCAGAAAACGCAUUCGUAACGAAAAAGAACGAAGCACGUGUGAACCAAGCACAAGCAAAGGAUACACUCCGUGGCGAGAUAGCGUCAGUAAAGAUAAUAUUCGAAAAGAUAGCACCGGCAACGUAGACCAUCUUCGUAAAGAUAGCAUCGGCGGAUUAGACCACCCUCGUAAAGAUAGCAUCAGUGACUUGAGCCAUCUUCGAAAAGAUAGCACCAACAACUUAGACCAUCUUUACAGAGUUAGGAUCAGCGACUACUUGCGUAGGGAUAGCAUCGCCACUUUAGGCUAUCUCCGUACAAAUGGUGCCAGCAUCAGUCCGAUGAUUAACGAAAACAUAGGAAUCAGACUGACGAUGUCCGAGGUGCCUGACAUUGAGUUUGUGUAUGAUGAUGCCGACCAGUACAUCACAGAAAUAUCAGAACUCUACAGUUACACCGAGGAGCCAGAAUUCACACAGAAUCAACUUAGUUUUGAAGAGCUCAGUCAGCAGCGUGGUAUACCUCGGUGGACAGUAGCUUCAGAUGAGAUCCGAAAGAAGUUUGUGGUUUUCUUACAGAACGAACUUGAUAUUGCUGACAGAAUGCGGCGUAUGAAAGUAGUUCAGGCUAUUCUGUAUUUAGCUCAAGGUGUGUUUGGCGAGUGUGUGUGUGAAGAUGACCAGCUGGAGUGGUCGAGGAAGAAUGUGCUCGUAUUGUACGACACUGGCCUCUUCAUGUCCUUCAUUCAGCUGCUAGCCAUGGAGAUAGAUAAUACAACAGCUGCCACUCAAGCACUAAGGAAACCUGCUGUGUCUCUUGCUGACAGUAAAGAAUUGAGGGCUAUUCUGAAUGUGUUGUACACGAUUGUUGAAACAAUGCGGGUCCCGGGUGAGGAGGAGACGGAGGCUGACCGGGAGGCACGGGAAACGUUCAAGUCCGAUCUCAAUCUGCCUGUUGUUGGCGAGGAUUCGCUGCCGGUUGCCCUCUUCUCCAUGGUAACACGGUUCUGCAGUGGCUGCUGUCCUCACUUCCCCAUGAAGAAAGUUCUACUCCUGCUGUGGAAGGUUGUCCUGGUGUCGUUGGGAGGACUGAGAAACCUUCAAGGCAUAAAGAACAAGGUUCGAGAGAAGCACAGUCUGCCGCCGUUACCCGAAGACACAUAUGAGGUGUGUCGCAACAUGCGAGCAUCGUCCCCGCCCGCUUCUGCCACAGAUCUCAUCGAGCAGCAGGUCCCUCGGCGAGGAGCCAGGGGAGGUAAACGGAGUUUGGUCAAACAGAGUAGCUUGGACGACCCAUUUGAGAAUGGGCCAGACCGGGACGACGACAUGAUGCGUGAGAUAGAUCCCAUCGAGAACGGAAGUGACGAACAAGUACCUCCAACACCCCCGCGGCCUUCAACGCCAAUUCCUGUUCAACGGUCACUGCCAUGGAAACCGAAAGUCAGAAUUAAGGAUCUGGAAUUAUUUCUAGAACACACGAGAGCUAAAUUUGUUGGUUUCCAAGUAAAGAACGACCAUACCUCUCUUGCUGGUCUUCCACAACCAAUACACGAGGGUGUCAAGGUUCUGAAACAGCAUUUGUAUGUAUCACUUUCUGAGAUUCAAAUCAAACGAGAAGAGGAAAUUGCUAAACAUCCUCUAUCUAAGCCAGAGAGUGAGAUCAUAAAGAGCCCAGCAGAACUAUUGUAUCGAGCGAUGUUGCCAAAUCUCCCACAAUACAUGAUUGCUCUUCUCAAACUCCUCCUUGCUGCUGCUCCAACAUCAAAAGCUAAAACUGAAUCAAUCAAUAUCUUGUCCGAUGUUCUACCUGAAGAAAUGCCUACGACAGUGGUUCAGUCGAUGAAGUUGGGUAUUGAUGUGAACCGGCACAAGGAGAUAGUUGUGAAGGCAAUCUCUGGACUUCUGUUGAUUCUCCUCAAACAUUUCAAACUGAACCACGUUUAUCAGUUUGAGUUUAUGAGUCAACAUCUGGUGUUUGCCAACUGCAUUCCACUGGUGCUGAAGUUCUUCAAUCAAAACAUUUUGUCGUAUGUCAGUGCUAAAAACAGUAUUCCAGCCUUGGAUUUUCCCAUCUGUGUGCUAGGAGAUCAACCAGAACUGACAGCGGAAAAUAUAGAGAACGGGGACAGCCUGCCUUACUGUUGGCGGAACUUGUAUUCCUGCAUCAACCUGCUACGCAUACUGAAUAAACUGACCAAGUGGAAACACUCCAGAACCAUGAUGCUGGUUGUGUUCAAGUCUGCUCCAAUCCUGAAGCGCGCCCUGAAGGUGAAGCACGCAAUGAUGCAGCUGUACAUUCUGAAGCUGCUGAAGAUGCAAACCAAGUACCUGGGCCGACAGUGGCGCAAGAGCAACAUGAAGACCAUGUCGGCCAUCUACCAGAAAGUGCGGCACCGGCUCGGAGAUGACUGGGCCUACGGAAACGACAUGGAUGCCAGACCUUGGGAUUUCCAAGCUGAAGAGUGUGCUUUACGAGCAUGUGUGGACCGGUUCAACAACCGGCGGUACGGUAACAACGGUACAGAUCCAGACUUCAAACCGGUGGACAACUGCACCCUGAGUGUUCUCGGGGAGACCGUGGAACUGAGCGAAGAGUUCAAACAGAACUACGAACGAUGGCUAGAGAUGGAGGUGUUUUCCAGUCAGAUAGACUGGGAACUUGUGCUAUCACAAUGACACCACAAAUAGUACCAAAGUUAGAAAUUGUACACAUACCAAGUUUGGUCUGUCUCGUGGACAGAUUGCAAUGAUUAACUAGCUGAUCUUGAAACAGGUUGUUCUCAUUUUGAACUGUUGGUCACAGUGUUGAAAGAAAACAGUCUUCAAGUAUCUGGGAACAGUUUGCUAUCAUUUUGAACUGUUAGCCACAUGGUAUUGAAAUAGUCUUAAGUAUGUGCAAACAGUUGGAGAACUUGCUCUAUCCCAGUUACAUAAAUAGUGCCAAUAUUAUUACAAACUGUAUACAACACAAAAACACUGAUUCAUAGAUUGAAAUGAUGAUAUAGCUGGUCUCACUUUUAAGUCUUCAAGUCGGUUGGAACAGUUUACAGUUUAGAGACUUGUUUCUAGCUGAUCUCACUUUGAUCUGUAAAGCAAGUGGUCCUCAAACAAGUCUUCAAGUAUGAAGGAAUAAAUUGGAAACUUGUUCUUCAAACAGACUUCAUCAGAUAGUUGAAACAGUUAAUAAGUGUACUGUAAUGGUCGUAGUAGAUCUUACAACAUGAUGUCUGUUACAGAAGGUCAGUGAUGAAAUAGAAGCAUCAUAUGUGAAAGUGUAUCCCCCAACAUCCGAUGAAGAUAAGGUAGAUGAAAAGACCAAUGCUUGGUAACUCUAACAUUUAUUUGUGGUCAGUUACUGAGUUACUUAUGACACAAAUUAGUGGUGAAAGUGGUCAUUUGUUGAUGUGAACAACAAUACUGUAGUUGUCGGUGAACCGUUUUGAGAUCAUUAAUGUCUACAGAUGAAAGAACAAAAGUUCUUGGAUCUCAUCACAAACUGUUUAAACUGUUGUAAGUCAAAUCACCAAAUGGGAACUAAAGUUUAAUCUUAACAAAUAUAAUUCAUUACUAAUUCGCCAAAAAUCUAUUUUAAAAAGUGUAUCAUGUUUAGAUGUACAGUGAUAUUGGCCAUUUAGCAAAAUAAAACCUAAAUAAUCAAAUUCCCCAAAUUUGGUUAUAUUUUUUGGAAUUAGCAUAAACCUUCUAAGGCAGUUUUAGAUCAUGUCGGAAACCACUGAUACACAUUUGAAUAUUAUUUUCCACUUCGCAUGCCCUGCAUUCAGCAUCAGAGUGGUUCCAGAUGUAGUCAUUUUCUGCUUGAACCAGUCUGGCAACUAUUUUUCUGCUCUGGCUGAAUGCUGCCAUGUAUUGGCUUUGAAGGGUGUUAACUCGAGUGUGAUAACGUUUAUUUGCUAAAAUAAAUGACAUUUUGAAUUACACUCAGCAAGUUAAAAGUUUAGUUCAGUUGGGGUUUUUUGUAGUGGUAUAGGUUAUGGGAGAUCCUGAUUGUAGGUGGCUGGCCACAUACGAGUAUGAAUCUUCAUAACUCAAAAAUAACAAAACAUCAAGAGUACCGUUUUGUCCUUGAAUCAGAUGGUGACCAAUAAGACUUACUUUAGGGCAGGAAUUGAUGAAAACUGAAUGUUUAUACUUCAUGUCUGAAUGUGACUGUGUAUAUAUUUUGUGUCGCUCGUCUGUUAGUUGAACCAAUGUAAGCUAUUGCUUAGAUCAUUUAGUAUGUUGUGUAGUUGCAGGUCAGAAACUAAAAUAAUUGUAAUUUAUUAAGUUAUUUCUUCUGCUAGUGUGAUAUCAAGCCAGAUAGGACUUGGAUUCUAGGACAUGUAACAUAAUGGUGGUCUGAACAUACCAUUUAGAAAAUCUCUGUUACGUUGAGAUUCUGAAAACAUUUCAGUUAAUGUUGCCAUAAAGAAUCUUAAAGUG
Molecule: messenger RNA, 4499 nt
Organism: Gigantopelta aegis
Lineage: Eukaryota; Metazoa; Mollusca; Gastropoda; Neomphalida; Peltospiridae
Product: striatin-interacting protein 1 homolog
Exons: 20
Coding region: 69-2735 (888 amino acids)
Biological process (GO): cytoskeleton organization
Cellular component (GO): cytosol
Source: RefSeq, a predicted model, not a curated record